Colius striatus (speckled mousebird) is the source of this 1130-nucleotide messenger RNA. RefSeq names its product transmembrane protein 158 (gene TMEM158). Bases 69 to 1025 code for a protein of 318 amino acids. Gene Ontology annotation, molecular function: peptide binding. NCBI's taxonomy places the organism in Eukaryota, Metazoa, Chordata, Aves, Coliiformes, Coliidae. The transcript has a single exon. The record is from RefSeq and is a predicted model, not a curated record.
ACAGAGCCAUGCAGCCUCCCGCUCCUCAUCCUCCUCCUCUCUCUCCUCUCCAGCUCUAAGUCAAUGCCAUGCUGCCGUUGCUCCUCCCGGCACUGCUGGCCGCCUGCCUUCCACCCUGCCAGGGCUGGAACCCCUCGGCGGCUGCCAGCGGGCAGGAGGAGCAGGAGCAAGAGCUCUUCUUGCCCCCUGUCAACUCCUCCUCUCACCCCUUGGCCAGCCUCGAGAUGGACCUCGACGGGGCAGCAAGCAAGGAGGACGGCAGCACUCCCAGCCCGGGCACGCCGGCUGCCUCUAGCCAAGAGCCUUUCCCUUCUGCCCCCACCUCCUCCGGGCAACAGCAACAGCAGCAGCGUCCCCAGCCGCAGGGGCAACCGCAGCCCGCCGAGGACCCCCACUGCAAUAUCAGCGUGCAGCGGCAGAUGCUGAGCUCGCUGCUGGUACGCUGGAGCCGCCCGCUGGGUAUCCAGUGCGACCUCCUGCUCUUCUCCACCAACAGCCACGGGCGGGCUUUCUUCUCCGCCGCCUUCCACCGCGUGGGGCCGCCGCUAGUCAUCGAGCACCUGGGGCUGGCGUCCGGCGGCGCCCAGCAGGACUUGCGGCUCUGCGUGGGCUGCAGCUGGGUGCGGGGACGGAGGGUCGGGCGCCUGCGGAGCGCCGCGCCCCAGGCCCCCGCCGCGCCCCAGGCCCCCCCUGCGCCCCAGCCCGCUGCCCCCGCCGCCUCCUCCUCCUCCUCACUCUCGUACCCGCCGGCGGCGGAGCCCGGCCAGUACUGGCUGCAAGGGGAGCCGCUGAAUUUCUGCUGCCUCGAUUUCAGCUUGGAGGAGCUGAAGGGUGAGCCGGGCUGGCGGAUGAACCGCAAACCCAUCGAGUCUACCUUGGUGGCUUGUUUCAUGACUCUGGUCAUCAUCGUGUGGAGCGUGGCCGCCCUCAUCUGGCCGGUGCCCAUCAUCGCCGGCUUCUUGCCCAACGGCAUGGAGCAGCGCCGCAGCACCGCCGCCGCCACCACCACCGCCGCCGCCAAGUAGUCUCUCUCUAGGUGAACUCCAACCUCCUCCUUCGUCGUGUGGUGUGGAAGGACGCGAGGCAGCCGACUCCCGCCGGGACAGACUGUCGUGUUUUUCGUGUUUUAA